This is a messenger RNA of Ananas comosus (pineapple), 980 nucleotides long. RefSeq names its product reticulon-like protein B2. NCBI's taxonomy places the organism in Eukaryota, Viridiplantae, Streptophyta, Magnoliopsida, Poales, Bromeliaceae. Bases 69 to 749 code for a protein of 226 amino acids. The transcript is spliced from 5 exons. The record is from RefSeq and is a predicted model, not a curated record.
AAUUGUUUCCAACCAACAAGGCAACAACAAACACAUAAUCUUAAACCUGAUCAAACACGUAACACGCAAUGCCGCCGCAGUUGAGGUACGGUUCCGACUCCGACGAACAACCGGCGCAUUCUGCCACCGCGAAAAAGCCGUUCGGUAGAGAGAGGCCUCUUCAUCAGCUCAUAGGGGGCGGAAAAUUGGCGGAUGUCUUGUUAUGGAGAAACAAGAACUUAUCGGCGGGGAUCCUCGCGGCGGCUACGGUAGCAUGGUUUCUUUUCGAGGUGGCGGAGUACCAUGUCCUCACCCUCCUUUGCCAUCUCUCCGUUGCGGCCAUGCUUGUGGUCUUCAUUUGGUCCAAUGGUGCACAUCUUUUUGAAAGGGCUCCCCCGAAAAUCCCCGAAGUCAUCGUAUCCGAGCAUGCCUUCAAAGAAGUUGCAUUUGCCUUCCACGCCAAACUUAAUCGAUUCCUGUCAAUCCUUUAUGAGAUUGCAUGUGGCAAAGAUCUCAAGCUCUUCCUCCUGGCUAUUGUUUCUCUCUGGUUCUUAUCAAUUCUUGGGAGUAGUUGCAGCUUCAUAACCCUUUUAUAUCUUGGAUUUCUUUGCAUUCAUACUUUGCCAGCGCUGUACGAGCGGUACGAGGCGGAAGUCGAUCAUCUGCUGCUGAAGGGGAGUCACGACCUCAAGAAGUUCUACAAGAGGUUCGACUCGAGUGUCCUCAACAAGAUCCCGCGACAACCGAUCAAGGAGAAGAAGCACACUUGAAAAUGUUCAUCGAUCCGGAAUUCCAAGUGCUUAUAUGGAAGAACCACGUACAUGAAACUACAUAUAUUUCCUGCAUGAAAUGCUUAUUAUCAGUUGUUGGCUUGAACUCAAAGGAGGCAUCAAAAUGUUAUAAAUCUCAUGGACUUACAUAACUAAAUAAAGAAAAAUUUAGUAUGUUGUUUGAACAUAAGAAUUUCCUCGAUCAUGACCAAAUAAAUUGGAAAGCAAAUU